Messenger RNA from Symbiodinium sp. CCMP2456, 462 nucleotides. NCBI's taxonomy places the organism in Eukaryota, Dinophyceae, Suessiales, Symbiodiniaceae. The record is from the annotation of a GenBank genome assembly.
AUGGCUAACCCAGCCGUGCCAGAGACAGAGACCCCCACGGAAGAGUCGCAGGAUGAGAUCAGCUCUGCUCAACCCAGUGAGGCUCCUGCAAGGACGGAGCUCGACGUGGCGAAGUCGGAGGGCGUCCUCCGGCCUCUGGAAACCGUACCAGGUCUCGUGGCUCAUGCUGUCGGAACCUUAGUGGGCGGCGCGUCGCUUGGCGCCGGCUGGGCCGUGGGUCGCGCCGAGGAGAAGCUGGGCCGGCGCCAGGUCACAGACUCGGCGGCUUUUAAGAUGGGCUUCCGCACUUGGCUGUACGCGAACGGAAUUUGGCCUACCAUUCUCUGCGAGUCCGGGCCAUAUGGCAAUGACUUCGGCCCCCUCCCGAGCGAUCCGGAGGUGCGGCAACGGAUGCUACGUGCCACGCCGCUGAUCGUCAGCACCAUGGCAGCACGGAGUUCAGGACUUCGCCGGGUGUUCUAG